AUGAACAUAAGGAGUAAGAAUCACAGAGAGGUGGAGAAACUCCAGUUAACGUCUCAACACAACGUUGAGGUGGAGAAAUCAGAUAAGAAAAGUUUUAAAUACAGGGAGGGGGAGCUUUCAGAGCAAACUACAAAGGAAAAGCAGAGGCCGUCUACUAUGGCUGGGCAAGUAUCCAAGAGCUCAGCACAGCGACUCAGCCGAGACCUGACCUGUUCUAUCUGCCUGGACCUCUUCAAGCAGCCUGUCUCCCUGCCCUGCGACCAUACCUUCUGCCAGGUAUGCAUAGCUGGCUACUGGGCGGGCCCCAGAGGCCAGGUCCAGGGGGGGUCUGGAUCCUGUCCCCAGUGCAGAAAGGUGUUCCCUGGCCAGAGCUACCGGCCCAACCGCAUCGUGGCCAACAUAGUGGAAAGCUACUGCCAGGGCCUGGAGGAGAGCGGGGGGCUGCUGGGGGACGUGGGGGUAACAGAGAGGACCCCUGCCCCUGCUCCUGCCCCACGCUGUGGGCGGCACCGAGAGGAGCUGAAGCUCUACUGUGAGGACGACCAGGAGCUGGUAUGUCUGGUGUGUGGACUCUCUCAGGAGCACAGGAACCACACCAUGGUGUGUGUCCAGGAGGCACAGCAGAGAUACAGGGUAAGUCCACAUUUUAAUUGACUUGUUUUGCCUUUUUACACUGUUAAAUUUCCCAAAGAAUGCUUGUAAAAAGCUUAGCUCAGGGCAAAAAAAUACAAUAAGCCAAAGGGUCACAGACGCAGGAGAAAUUGAGGACAGGAAAAAACAUUGAGGGGCCAUGAAUGGAGCAGCAGUAUUAUGCGUGGGAGGAAUUGAAGCAAAACAUUUUGGGGAUUAAAUAUGGCACAGAAAAACUUGAAGUGACUUGGCAUCAACAACUAAAAUGUCAAUGAUUUGUCACACCACUUCAGGUGUCACUUUAUUUCUGUACGACAAACCGCUCAUUAUCUUCCCCUCUUCGUCUGGCUUGAAGUUGCAUCCGGCUCUUUUCCUGUAACAUUGUUUUUGCCAGCCUCAUUCCCAGGGCAGAUUACUGUAUUUACUGUGUAUGAGCUCUGGUGUACUGUAGAGAACAGAAGGCUGAUGACGACUUACAGUAAUGCUGCUGCUUUGUUCUGGCUAUGCAGGCGUCUCUCAACAGCUCCAUGGACUCUCUGAAAGGGGAGUUGAACAUGGCCCUGCAGUGUGAGAGAGAGACUGAAGAAGAGGUCAACAAGCUCAAGGUAAGAAAAACUAUAGUAUCUCAUAUCUACACCUGGUAACAAUCUAUACAUCGCACUUAAACCUUGAUCUUCUCAAACUAGGAGCACACGGCGGACCUGAAGCAACGCAUCGAGGCCCAGUUCAGUGACCUGCACCAGUUCCUUUACCAGGAGGAGAAGCUGCUGCAGGUGAAGCUGAAGACAGUGGAGCGCAGGGAGCUGAUCAGGCUGGACGAACACAAAGCCCUGCUCUGUGUGGAGGUCUGCCGUCUGCAGAGGGCCCUGAACGAGAUCGAGGACAAGCUGAAGGAGCAGGACCCCUUUACACUGCUGCGGGUGAGAGACAGGACAGGGCUACUGUUUACCUACUGGAGAAUUCUUGAACGAUUACACUGAACAAGUUUAGGUCAGAUGUAUUUUUUUUGCAUGUGCUGUUUGAAAAAAAUAUGGAUGGGAGGACAAAUCUAGCUUGCACACCUCUGGACAUUUACAUCUGCUAUAAUAAUGCAGUAAGUAUCUAUUCUAGACAUCGCUGUAAGCAAUGGACCCCAGAGUGCAGGGAGGAACCCUUUAGGGUGGAGCACAGGCAGAAUGUGCGCCCAUGACCUCACUCCUGGUCGAUGGUGAGGAUAAGGAGAUUAUAGGGACAGGCUCAGACCCAGGGACUUUCCCCCAACUAUGGGGAGAUCCCAGAUGGAGGGAUAACGUCAGCUCAGACAUUGAUGUCAUAUGGAAAACUGCUUUUCCUCUUUUUAACCACUGCCAAAACUAAUGAUCACUCUCUCCCCUCUGUUUUUCCUGUCGUGUCCCAGAAUAUCAAGAUCCUGCUCCAGAGGUGAGAGCGUGGCGGGACGUGGGUUGUUUUAGCUUUCAACAUGUUAUUCCAUAAUGGGGUUUUCCUGUUUCUGAUAUGUCUUGUCUAAAGCUUGUGUUGUCUUUGGCAGGCCGUCUCCGAAGUUUGAGAAGCCUACUCUCACGGCUCCCAGUCUGUGUGAGGGCCGGUUCGCAGGGCCCCUGCAGUACCGAGUGUGGAAAUCACUGAAAGGAAGCAUCUACCCA
This is a messenger RNA of Coregonus sp. 'balchen', 2273 nucleotides long. Lineage: Eukaryota; Metazoa; Chordata; Actinopteri; Salmoniformes; Salmonidae. The record is from the annotation of a GenBank genome assembly.